UCCAAGGGGCGGUCGGAAAGCGGCUGUGGAGUGUGACAGACUUACCUUACCUUAACGCUUUGGUGGCAUCCCGGUGCCUUGAAUCGGAGGAGGUUUCACAUCUUCCUCUGCUUCGCCCCCAGGCCGUUGCAGGUCUCUGCCUGUCGCUGCAGCUGGGCCCCGCUUGACUGGCUCAGCCUGGAUGGAGACGCCGAGCCUGGGGGACGGCGGACCCGCCCCCUCGAUGGCCUCCAGUGACCUCCCAGGCCCAGAGCAGCAGUGUGACCUCCGUGAGGAAGAUGUGGCUGUGGGAUGGGAAAGAGUGGGAGAAGAUGAAAGACCAAUAGCGGUAAAAAGAAUCAGCGAGUGUGAGCCCCUGCUACAAGAAGCCAUCGCCUCUUCUCCGUUGGGUGACCCCGCAGUGACCGAGUGCCAUAAGCCUGUCCCGUGUGGAUGGGAAAGAGUCGUGAAACAAAGAUUAUCAGGGAAAACAGCAGGAAGAUUUGAUGUCUACUUUAUCAGCCCUCAAGGACUGAAGUUCAGAUCCAGAAGUUCACUUGCUAAUUAUCUUUACAAACAUGGAGAGACUUCUGUUAAGCCAGAAGAUUUUGAUUUUACUGUACUUUCCAAAAGGGGCAUCAGGUCAAGAUCUAAAGACAGCAAUGUUGCAGCUCCGACAGCCCAACUGCAGAAUGAAAGUCACAUUUCAACCCGGAACCUCAGGACACGAAGCAGGUGGAAGAAAGUGUUUCCUCUGCCCAGUAGUAAUUCAGAGCUGCAAGACAGCAGGGGACUGUCCAGCCCUGAGUCCAUUCAGGGGCUUUUGGAAGAAGAUGAGGGUAGUAAUGAUGGUAACUCCAGUAAGGUUAGCAAGUCCAAAAGGAAGGUGACAAUUUUGAAAGGAAUUCCAAUUAAGAAAACCAAAAGACGGUGCAGAAAGAGUCUUUCAGGUUCUGUUGAAAGUAAUGACAAAGGAGAAUCUCCGUGCGACCAGACAGAUGCUGAAAGAGAACCUGUCGCCCAAGACAGUGAGCUGGGCAGAACUUUGUGCAUCUCUGACUCCAGAGUGAGCGACAAGACCCUCAGUGUGACCGAUAAAGUCAAGAGCACCGUGAAAGAAGACUCACCCAAUUCAGGAUCAGACGUUCACUCUGAACAAAUCACUUCUGGCGCCCCAAACAAAUUAUGUUCAACCAAAGAAGCAGAACACAACAAGAAGUGUGGGGAGACGGAUUUAGACUCAGAGGAAAACAGAUCGAAAGGAGACGAGGGGCAGAGGAAGGAGCAUUUGCAUAUGGACCUUUUAAAAUGUGGCUUUGAAACAGGCAGCAAACGCUCAGAAGAAGACACCACCAUCCCGCGGACACAGGUAGAAAAAAGGAAGACAAGCUUAUAUUUUUCCAGCAAGUAUAGCAGAGAAGCUCUCAGCCCCCCACGACGCAAAGCCUUUAAGAAAUGGACCCCUCCUCGGUCACCUUUUAACCUUGUCCAAGAAACACUUUUCCACGAUCCCUGGAAGCUUCUCAUCGCGACGAUAUUUCUCAAUCGGACAUCAGGAAAAAUGGCAAUUCCUGUGCUUUGGGAAUUUCUGGAGAAAUACCCUUCAGCUGAGGUAGCAAGAACAGCAGACUGGAGAGAUGUGUCGGAACUGCUGAAGCCUCUUGGUCUCUACGAUCUUCGAGCCAAAACCAUUAUCAAGUUCUCAGAUGAGUACCUGACAAAGCAGUGGAAAUAUCCGAUCGAGCUUCAUGGGAUUGGCAAAUAUGGCAACGACUCUUACAGGAUUUUUUGCGUCAACGAGUGGAAGCAGGUGCACCCCCAGGAUCACAAGUUAAAUAAAUACCAUGACUGGCUUUGGGAAAAUCAUGAAAAAUUAAGUCUGUCUUAAAGCCCUUCGAAGUUUCCAAACUUGUCUUUUGUGCACUGUUUUGCAAACAGUGGGUGUGUUUGGGGUUUUUUUUGUUUUUUUUUUGUUUUUUGCAGGGGGGACUUUUAUUUUUUGCAGUGCUAAGGCUGGAACUUGGGGACUUGCACAUGCCAGCACCCCCGCCCCCCCUUCCCUACCCACCCGCAGCCCCCACUUCAGUUUUUACGAAGUCCAUUAAAGGCAAUGGAAUUACCUUUCCGGGAAUAUGAUUUUAAUUAGCCCAUCUAGGAACACAGUGUGUAUUUUCUCAGUGUGUGGUGUACCAUUGGCCCUUUAUUACUGAAUGUUCUAGAACAUAUUUUGAGAUUAUUAAAAAAAAGAAUAAAUUAUUUGAUAACAAUCCUAAAAAUGUAUAUGACUUUGCCAAUAAUGGAAUGGAAUGUGAAAGCGAAAAAUGCUUUUCUGGGUCAUCAAUAAUACAAAGCACAUUUCCAUCAACCCAGCUAGAGGGAAGAUUUGAUUUUCUCUUUCUGUAGAAAAUGAUGUUACUGAAAAUUAUCUUAGGAAGAAUCAAAGAGUUUGCCAUUUCUAUUACAAUAAUAAUUUAUUAU
Messenger RNA from Urocitellus parryii (Arctic ground squirrel), 2457 nucleotides. RefSeq names its product methyl-CpG binding domain 4, DNA glycosylase (gene Mbd4). Gene Ontology annotation, molecular function: DNA binding; pyrimidine-specific mismatch base pair DNA N-glycosylase activity. Gene Ontology annotation, biological process: DNA repair. Gene Ontology annotation, cellular component: nucleus. Lineage: Eukaryota; Metazoa; Chordata; Mammalia; Rodentia; Sciuridae. The record is from RefSeq and is a predicted model, not a curated record.